Messenger RNA from Oncorhynchus kisutch (coho salmon), 4959 nucleotides. It is a transcript of the gene arhgef7a, whose product is annotated as Rho guanine nucleotide exchange factor (GEF) 7a. The transcript is spliced from 22 exons. Bases 327 to 2915 code for a protein of 862 amino acids. NCBI's taxonomy places the organism in Eukaryota, Metazoa, Chordata, Actinopteri, Salmoniformes, Salmonidae. Gene Ontology annotation, molecular function: guanyl-nucleotide exchange factor activity; protein binding. The record is from RefSeq and is a predicted model, not a curated record. Gene Ontology annotation, cellular component: cytoplasm; lamellipodium. Gene Ontology annotation, biological process: lamellipodium assembly.
GCUGCUCGAGCGCUUCACAGUGAACUGCAUCUGACAGCUUGCCAGGUUGGAGCAGGAGAAAAAAACACCACACACAAGAGAGUAAACGACCGGUGGAACAGACCCGCUGUAAUUUUCACAAACCGAGCAUCAUCCAAAUCCACCCGGUAGAGACAAUAAAGAAAAGAAAGGAGGGAUCUUUCGCGGUUACAGUCCUCCCACAAAGCUCGCAUGUAUGGAAGGAUAAUGUUUUUGUUUUAACGCCCCAGAUGAUUGCGUACCAGGGGUAGCUAUUGAAAUACGCAAAAACCUGCCGCUUCGUUGGAUUUUCCUCCGAGACUGAGGCCAUGAAUUCCGCGGAGCAGACGGUCACUUGGCUGAUCACACUCGGCGUGCUGGAGUCGCCGAAAAAGACUAUAUCGGAUCCAGAGGCAUUUUUACAGACCUCCCUCAAAGAUGGGGUGGUCUUGUGCAGACUGCUGGAGCGGCUGAGCCCGGGCUCCAUGGACAAAAUCUACCAAGAACCGAAGAACGACGGCGAGUGCUUGAGCAACAUAAAGGAGUUUCUCAAAGGCUGCACUUCGUUUCGCGUAGAGCUGUUUGAGCCCAGUGAUCUGCUCCUAGGACUGAACUUCUCCAAGAUACUCAGCAGUCUGGUGGCUCUCAACAAAGUGACUGCAGACAUUGGAGUGGGCAGUGACAGUGUCUGUGCCCGUCACUCGUCAGCCUAUCGGAUCAAGUCGUUUGAGUCUCUGGCUUCCCAGUCAUCACUGGGUCGAUCCUCCAAGCUGCUUCAGAACCAGUUCCGCAGCCUGGACAUGUCUGAGGGCAGCGGGACGCAGCUAUUGGUCAAGGCUCGCUUCAACUUUGAACAAACCAAUGAGGACGAGCUGUCCUUCAACAAGGGGGAUGUCAUCAAUGUGACACGCCAGGAGGAGGGCGGCUGGUGGGAGGGGAACUUCAACAGCAAGACCGGCUGGUUCCCUAGCAACUAUGUCCGUGAGAUCAAAGGCUGUGACAAACAAGUGUCCCCCAAAUCUGGGACCCUCAAGAGCCCCCCAAAAGGCGUUGACACUACGGCCAUUAGCAAGACCUACUACAACCUGGUGCUGCAGAACAUUCUAGAAACAGAGACAGAAUAUUCCAAGGACCUCCAGAGCCUUCUGACCAACUACCUGCGAUCACUCCAGAGCACAGAGAAACUGAGCAGUACAGAUGUGUACCUGAUCCUGGGGAACCUGGAGGAUAUCAACACCUUCCAGCAGAUGCUCGUCCAAUCACUGGAGGAGUGCACCAAACUUCCAGAGAGCCAGCAGAGGGUAGGGGGCUUCUUCAUGAACCUGAUGCCCCAGAUGAAGGCUCUCUACGUGGGUUACUGCUCCAACCACCCCUCGGCAGUCAACGUGCUCACCCAGCACAGUGAGGAGCUGGGGGAGUUUAUGGAGGGGAAGGGAGCCAGUAGUCCAGGUAUCCUGACCCUCACCACAGGUCUCAGUAAACCCUUCAUGAGGCUGGACAAAUACCCUACACUAACGAAGGAACUGGAGAGACACAUGGAGGAGAGUCACCCCGACUGGCCAGACAUCCAGAAGUGUAUGACAACGUUCAAGAGCCUCUCGGCCCAGUGCCAGGAGGUGAGGAAGAGGAAGGAGCUGGAGCUGCAGAUAGUGACUGAGUCCAUCAGGCUGUGGGAGGGAGACGACAUCAGGACACUGGGCUCUGUUCUCUACAUGAGUCAGGCUCUGGUUAACAGCCCUGGAGCAGAGGAGAAGUGUGAGCGCUACCUCAUGCUUUUCCCUCAUGUCCUCCUCAUGCUGUCUGCCAGUCCAAGGAUGAGUGGCUUCAUAUUCCAGGGGAAGCUACCAUUGACUGGUAUGACUGUGACCAUGCUAGAGGACAGUGAGGCCCACAAAAACUCCUUUGAGCUUUCUGGCAGUCUAUUUGAGCGUCUCCAGGUUGUGUGUAACAAUCAGCAAGAUCAGCAGGACUGGGUAGACCACCUGACCCGUCAGACCAAACACACCACUGUCCCCAGCCACAAACCCCUCACUGUCCCCUGCCACACGUUGCCCUCCCAUCCUCUGACUCCGUCCCGUCACGCGGAGGGCCGGGCGAUGACGGUGGCUCCUGCCUACCACACCCUGCCGCACCCCUCCUCCCACGGGGCUCCACACAGCACCAUGAUGUGGGGGCCCCUGGAGCCCCCCAACACCCCCAAGCCCUGGAGUCUCAGCUGCCUGCGUCCCUCACCCCCUCUCAGGCCCUCUGCAGCUCUCUCCUACAAGGAGGACCUCAGUAAAAGCCCUAAGAGUGUGAAGAAGCUUCUUCCUAAACGUAAACCAGAGCGAAAACAGUCAGACGAGGAGUUUGCCCUGAGGAAGAGUACAGCUGCUCUAGAGGAAGAUGCUCAGAUCCUAAAGGUGAUAGAAGCUUAUUGUACCAGCGCCAAGACCAGACAGACCCUCAACUCCACCUGGCAGGGCACUGACCUGAUGCACAACCAUGUGCUGGGGGACUUGGACCGGUCCUGUGUGGACUCUCCAGGCCACCGUAGCAGCGUGUCACGGCCUGACGUGACUGGCUCAGACCUGUCGGAGGACUCUGACUACGACUCUGUGUGGACGACCCACAGUUACAGGAUGGGCUCGGUGUCGCGGGCGAUGCGGAGGGACACAGGGCUGCAAGUCAUCAUCCCUGGAGAGGAGAAGAUCAUUGUGGAGGAGACCACGAGCAACGGACAGACUGUAGUCGGAGAGAAGAGCCUUGAGGAUGUAGUGUACGCCCUGAGGGACGAGGUACAGGAGCUCAAACAGGACAAUAAGAAGAUGAAGAGGUCACUGGAGGAGGAGCAGAGGGCACGGAAAGAUCUGGAGAAAGUGGUCAGGAGGGUCUUAAAGACUAUGAACGACCCCACCUGGGACGAGACUAACUUAUGAGGUGUGUGUGUGUGCAUUUGAGAUGGUGUGAGAGUGAAUUGUGUGUGUGUGUGUGUGUGUGUGGUAUGCUAGUGUGUGAUGGAGAAACGUGUGUGAGUGUGAAUGAGGGUUUGCUUGCAGGAAACGUGGUUGUGUGUGUGUGUGUGUGUGUGUGUAACUAGGACUCUGAGCUUUCCCUGGUCAGGUCACAUGGCUAGGAAAAAGUUGUGGCUCCACCAAUAACAAUGAGGAACGUCUGUGGAUCUCUCCCUAAACCAACAUGGACCUGGAGUCUUCCCUCUCUCCCUCCCUCCGUCUCUGUUUACAAAUGAUACUCAGCAAAGCAUUACAGCUCUAAUGGUACUGUACAAAACAACUCCUCAUUCACCUCUUCUCUACUGUUAUUUAAUUACUAUGAAAUCUAUCCAUUUUAAUGUCUUAUAUUUCCAUUGUCUUAUGGUAUUCUGUGUAAGGACUUGUAGCGGCCUGCCUUGUGGUUGGGCCUUGUGUUGUCAUUGAUCGGUGGGUCAGCGGGGAUUUGUAAAGAAAUGGACUGGCUGGUGUUGGUACUGACUGGUAUUGGUACCUUCAGGCAUUGGUACUGAAUGGUAUUGGUACUGACUGAUAUUGAUAUUGGUACUGACUGAUAUUGAUAUUGGUAUUGGUACUGAUAUUGAUAUUGGUAUUGGUACUGACUGGUAUUGGGAUUGGUACUGACUGGUAUUGAUAUUUAUAUUUGUACUGACUGGUAUUGGUAUUGGUACUGACUGGUAUUGAUAUUGGUAUUGGUACUGACUGGUAUUGCUAUUGGUAUUGGUAAUGACUUGUGUUGAUAUUGGUCUUGGUACUGACUGGUAUUACUAUUGGUAUUGCUAAUGACUUGUAUUGAUAUUGAUAUUGGUACUGACUGUUAUUGAUAUUGGUACUGGCUGGUGUUGAUAUUGGUAUUGGUACCGACUUGUAUUGAUAUUGGUACUGACUGUUAUUGAUAUUGGUAUUGGUACUGACUGGUAUUGGUAUUGAUAUUGGUACUGACUUGUAUUGGUAUUGAUAUUGGUACUGACUUGUAUUGGUAUUGCUAUUUGUAUUGGUACUGACUGGUAUUGAUAUUGGUACUGGCAGGUAUUGAUAUUGGUACUGCCUGGUAUUGAUAUUGGUACUGGUACCGACUGGUAUUGAUAUUGGUUGGUAUUGAUGUUGGUACUUGCUGGUAUUGAUAUUGAUAUUGGUAUUUAUACUGUCUGGUAUUGAUAUUGGUACUGACUGGUAUUUAUACCAGCUGGUAUUGAUAUUGAUAUUUAUACCAGCUGGUAUUGAUAUUGAUAUUUAUACCAGCUGGUAUUGAUAUUGGUAUUUAUACUGGCUGAUAUUGAUAUUUAUACCGGCUGGUAUUGAUAUUGGUAUUUAAACUGUCUGGUAUUGAUAUUGAUAUUGAUAUUUAUACCGGCUGGUAUUGAUAUUGGUACUGACUGGUAUUGAUACCGACUGGUAUUGAUAUUGAUAUUUAUACCAGCUGGUAUUGAUAUUGAUAUUUAUACCAGCUGGUAUUGAUAUUGGUAUUUAUACUGGCUGAUAUUGAUAUUGGUAUUUAAACUGUCUGGUAUUGAUAUUGAUACCGGCUGGUAUUGAUAUUGGUGUUUAUACUAUCUGGUAUUGAUAUUGGUACUGACUGGUAUUGAUAUUGGUAUUUAUACUGGCUGGUAUUGAUAUUGGUACUGACUGGUAUUAAUAUUGGUAUUUAUACUGUCUGGUAUUGAUAUUGGUACUGUCUGGUAUUGAUAUUGGUACUGACUGGUAUUGAUAUUGGUACUGACUGGUAUUGAUAUUGGUAUUAAUACUGGCUGGUAUUGGUACUGACUGGUAUUAAUAUUGGUAUUUAUACUGUCUGGUAUUGAUAUUGGUACUGUCUGGUAUUGAUAUUGGUACUGACUGGUAUUGAUAUUGGUACUGACUGGUAUUGAUAUUGGUAUUAAUACUGGCUGGUAUUGGUACUGACUGGUACUGGUACGCUUUGAUGUAAAUAUGAACAUUGCUAAGGUAUGAAAUAAAAUGUGUUUUCAGCGAC